AUGCUGGACCUGUGGGCAUCAGACUCGGGGAAGCAGCCUCUACUGCGAGUCCAAAAGGUGCGGAGCUCCCUCCUUUACACCAGCCAGCGCGCAUUUCCGGGUCUGAGCACCCUGCCAUCUGCGAGGAUGUCGUACCUCGCGAAUUCGCUCUUUGUCAGAAACCUGAGCCCGCAGGUGACUGAGACCGUCAUCCGAGAGGUUUUCAGCUCUUGCGAUGAGAUCGUGAAGGUGAGCUUCAAGCCUUACCCCAACAAUGAGACCCAGUUCUUUGCACAGGUCGAUUUCAAGACCUCGAUGGGAGUCUCUGAAGGCUCCAAGCUCACAGGUACGAAAAUCCUGGGCUGUGCCUGCAGCUGCAGCGUGAUCGAUCCGAUCCGCCAGGCCGACCAGGCACGGCAAGCAUUGGCUGCUGGCGACGUGCAGCUCGAUCCCCGGACUCUCGUAAGAAGCUCCUCGACCCCUCAGAGCCUGGUCCACGCGGUGCUUGUCCAUGUGUCGUCGCAAGUUUGGCUCAGCGCUACCAGUAGUCGCUUACAUCGCGCAGUCAAAGCAAGUGCUGCAAUCAUGCGACAGGACCUGAUCAACCCAGAAUGGACUACCGACGUGUACAGAACGCUGCCGAAGGUCAGCCACGUAGAUGUCUUUGUUUCUCACUCUUGGAGCUCCUCCCAGUUCUUGAAAACAUUGGCCCUCUGUUUGUUCAUGAAUAUGUGGAUGGCAGUGAAGGCCGCCGUAGCCACCUGGAUUGGCCUGAGCUUUGCGCUGGUCGUCUCAAUGGGAGGACCUUUCAGCCUCGGAGGUACUGACAUGCUUUGGCUCACAGCAGUGUUGGUGUACCUGCCCGUGGCUGUGUUCGUGACAGUCCUGCUGUUUGGGCAGACCAUCACCUGUGGGAGGUUCUCUCCUUCCUUUUGGUUUGAUCGCCUUUGUGUUCAGCAAAACAACGAGGAGAUGAAGAAGAUGACCAUCGCAGCACUGCCUGUUUUCGUGGCAAGCUCCAGCCGGAUGCUCGUUCUUGGAGACGAUACGUACUUCGAACGGCUCUGGUGCAACCUGGAGCUUGCGAUUUUCGCGAAGUGUUCCUCCGACCCCGGCGCAGUGCAGUACAUGCCUCUGUGGUUGGCUCCAUGGAUAUUGUCAACAAUCUUCAUGGACAUCAUUUGUAUCACCAUUGCACCGCCGCUGGAGAGCUUCGCGCUGGAUCAUCUCAGCACCCGAAUCCAGGAGUCAUUCCCAGAAGACUCCACUAUGAAGUUCUUCCUGAUGCUCAUGUUGACUUGGAUCUUCCCCGGAAUGUGCUAUUUGCCUGCAGCCCUGCCGAGCUUCUUCUCUCACGUGAGGAAGAUUCGACAGCAUGAGCUCACACUGCAGCACAUGGACUGCUUCAACAUCCAGAAUGCCAAGUGCACCUGUGAGCCAGACCGCGAAAUUAUCGAGAACCAGGUCUUGGAGCUCUUCGACGACCCUGUCGAAGUCUCCAACCACACGGACUCGCCAGGCAAGGGGCAUCUUUCACCGGUGGACAACCGAUCACCCUGGCGACGUCCUAGCAUAAACAGCUCCUGGAACGACCGUGAGCGGAGAAAACGGUUCAGGAAUUUCAACCGCUAUGUGCACGGCCCGUUGCGCGAAUCUGUGCUGCGAGGUCUCGGCAAGGAGGUUGAUAUGCCGUGGAGCUUGUGCUUGAUCUGUUUCAUGCCUUUGGUGUUCUACUCGGCCGUCAGCGUCCUCGGCUGCGACGGCAAUAGAUGCGAUGUCACUGCGGAAGAGGUGGGUUACGACACAGCUUUACAGUAUGUGGUGGCCAACGCGCUGAGCUGGAUACUGGGAUUUGGGCUGGUCAUCCCGACGACGCACCCAAUCCUGCUGCGAAUGGUCAAGGUCGUUCUCACCGUGUCCAAGAACGUGCCAACCCAGGUCUGCUUGACUGCUGUUUGCACCGUCGGCGCCUACGCGUGGGUGUUUACUUGUCAGGGAGUCAUGACGGCGACGAUGACAACAGCCAUUGUCAGACUGUCACCUUCUUUCUUUGCCGCCUUGGUCCUUCAGCUCAGCCUGCUCACUUUGCAGCUUUGGUAUUUCUUCAUUCGUUCCAGACUACAAGCGCAGACGGCGCACUCGCCACAGGAGGACUGCUAUAUGGAGUUCCAGUGA
This is a messenger RNA of Symbiodinium sp. CCMP2592, 2154 nucleotides long. NCBI's taxonomy places the organism in Eukaryota, Dinophyceae, Suessiales, Symbiodiniaceae. The record is from the annotation of a GenBank genome assembly.